Molecule: messenger RNA, 1636 nt
Organism: Salvia hispanica
Lineage: Eukaryota; Viridiplantae; Streptophyta; Magnoliopsida; Lamiales; Lamiaceae
Product: zinc finger CCCH domain-containing protein 48-like
Molecular function (GO): metal ion binding; protein binding
Source: RefSeq, a predicted model, not a curated record
CUCUAAAAUCAUUCAACGAAAUCAGGUUUUGCAAUAUCAAAAAGAAAGAAAACAGUAUUCUGCAAUGGCGAUCGCAACUGCAAGGAAAGAAUCUGUCUUUGUCCGAGUCGGUGGAAAGCCUUUGAAGAACCAAGUUUGCAUCUACUGGCUUGAAGGGAGAUGCAACAGAGACCCAUGUAGGUACCUGCACAAAGAAUCUCCGCCUUCAAAAACUCAGAGACAGCCACAGUUGGCACCACCUAACGCCGUUCCUUCCAAGCAACCCAAAAGUCGGACUUGGAAAAAUCCUAACUUUGAUGGCCCCCGGAGUAAUAAAGCAUGUGUAUCUAACACUACAAGGAAUUCUGGAAAGAUUGAUCACGGAGAUCAGGGAUUGACCACUGCUAUGGUUGGGAGUGAUCGUGUUGCACAGUACCAACAGAAGGUUGUGACUGUUGUAAGAGACAUACCAGAGAAAAGCAUUGUUCAAAAAGCCCAGCCAAAGCAAUGCAAGUACUGGGUUACUGGAAAUUGUGUCCAUGGGGAAAAGUGCAAGGAUUUGCACUCAUGGUUCUGCGGUUCUGGAUUUACAAAGUUGGCAGUGUUAGAAGGGCAUAAAAAGGCCAUAACUGGAAUUUCACUCCCCUCUGUUGGUGACAAGCUCUAUUCGAGCAGUAAGGAUGGGUCUGUUCGUGCAUGGGACUGCAACAAUGGUCAGGUUGUUGGUUCUGUGAUGAUCGGUGGUGAUGUUGGGUGUUUAGUUGCUGAAGGCCCAUGGCUGUUUGCUGGGUCGCAGAAUGUUGUGAAGGCAUGGAACCUCCAAAAUCAGACUGAGCUUUCUCUCAGUGAGGCAGUUGGAUCAGUUUGCAGUAUGAUCAUAGAUGAGGAUAAGUUGUUUGCUGGAAUGGAGGAUGGUACCAUUUUGGUGUGGAAGUGGAAUCCAGCUACCAAUAUUCCAGAACCAGCUGCCAUGUUGAAGGGGCACGAAGGCGCUGUAUGUUCUCUUGUUGUUGGGGCUGGUAGGCUGUAUUCGGGUUCGAGAGACUGUACUAUCAAGGCAUGGGACCUGCAAAACUUGCAGUGCUUGCAGACUCUGUGUGGGCAUACAAGAGACGUAACAUCCGUCAUCUGCUGGGAUAACUAUUUGUUAUCGGCUUCUCUUGACAAAACAUUAAAAGUUUGGGCUGCUACUGAAAGUGGGACGAUAGAGGUUGUUCAUGAGACUCAAGAAGAUCAUGAGCUCAUGACUCUCUGUGGCAUACACGAUGCAGAAGUAAAACCUAUUCUUCUCUGCUCAUUUAGUGACAGCACAGUCCGCCUCUACGACCUGCCUUCAUUCACGGAGAGGGGAAGGAUAUUUUCAAAACGGCCAGUUGAAGUGAUUCGGAUUGGCGUUGAUGGACUAUUUUUCACUGGUGAUGGGACUGGAGAGGUGUCCAUCUGGAGAUUGCUUGGGACGCCCUCUGAAACAGCAUCAUGAGCCGACUCUCCUUCAGAUCGGAGCGAGUCAGAGGCUGUGAUUUUCUCUUCAUAAAUCUGCAGUCGUUGGAUGCUUGUUAUUGUAUUAGUCCAGCUAUUGUUUGGAAGUUUAGUUGAGCAAAGGCCGUUACUUUGUAUCAACAAUUAUUUUGAAUGAAUGUCAAUAUAAUAUUAUUCA